This is a messenger RNA of Solanum tuberosum (potato), 530 nucleotides long. RefSeq lists its product as uncharacterized. The record is from RefSeq and is a predicted model, not a curated record. The transcript is spliced from 3 exons. NCBI's taxonomy places the organism in Eukaryota, Viridiplantae, Streptophyta, Magnoliopsida, Solanales, Solanaceae. Gene Ontology annotation, biological process: DNA repair; telomere maintenance. Gene Ontology annotation, molecular function: DNA helicase activity. The coding region runs from base 50 to 412 and encodes 120 amino acids.
CACCUCUCGCGUUGAUACUUCUGCAGUUGUAUCGGGUAAAGCAAAAGAUAUGAUUGGUUGCCUAUCCAUCUUUGAAGUAGGCUCGACGUCGGCUGCACCCGUUAAACAACACAGCCCAAUUGCAAUCACUGUGACUACCAAAGGAGGAAGUGGUAAAACAUUUUUGUACCGUGCUUUAUUGGCCACUGUAAGAUCUAAAGGUUUCAUAGCUUUGGCCACAGCAACUUCUGGUGUUGCGGCAUCUAUACUUCCUGGAGGACGAACAGCCCAUUCACGUUUCAAAAUUCCAAUUAAUAUUGACGAGCAGUUCUCCUGUAACAUCAGUAAGCAAAGCUCUCUCGCAUCUUUAAUUCGUGAUGCAAAAUUAAUUGUAUGGGAUGAGGUAUCAAUGUCAAAAAAAAAAUAUGAUUGAAGCUUUUGAUUUGCUUAUGAAAGACCUAACUGAAACAAAUAUACUCUUUGGUGGAAAAGUCGUAGUGUUUGGAGGUGAUUUUAGGCAAACGCUUCCUGUUGUCCGAAGUGGAAAAAAG